Puma concolor (puma) is the source of this 1584-nucleotide messenger RNA. The record is from RefSeq and is a predicted model, not a curated record. NCBI's taxonomy places the organism in Eukaryota, Metazoa, Chordata, Mammalia, Carnivora, Felidae.
AUGAAAUCGCUCAGGUUGCAGGCUUCCACCCUCGUCUGCUUCCUUCUACUGAUCAAGGGGUUGGGAGCAGCGCCCCCGGGGCACCCUGAGGCGCAGCCACCUCCCCUCAGCUCUGAACAUAAAGAGCCGGUAGCUGGGGACGCAGCACCCGGGCCGAACGAUGUUAGCGCCCCAGAGGUCCGAGCCGCUCGAAAUUCUGAGCCGCAGGACGAGGGAGAGCUUUUCCAGGGCGUGGAUCCCCGGGCGCUGGCCGCGGUGCUGCUUCAGGCACUUGACCGCCCGGCCUCGCCCCCGGCUCCCGGCGGCUCCCAGCAGGGGCCAAAGGAAGAAGCAGCAGAAGCUCUGCUGACCGAGACCGUGCGCAGCCAGACCCACAGCCUGCCGGCGCCGGAGACCCAGGCACCUGCGGCCCCGCCUCGCCCUCAGACUCAGGAGAAUGGUCCCGAGGCUGGAGACCCCUCCGAGGAGCUCGAGGCGCUAGCUUCUCUGCUCCAGGAACUGCGAGAUUUCAGUCCGAGCAGCGCCAAGCGCCAGCAAGAGACAGCGGCAGCAGAAACGGAAACUCGCACGCACACUCUGACCCGAGUCAACCUGGAGAGCCCCGGGCCGGAGCGCGUGUGGCGCGCUUCCUGGGGAGAGUUCCAGGCGCGCGUUCCGGAGCGCGCGCCCCUGCCACCCCCCGCUCCCCCGCAAUUCCAGGCGCGUAUGCCCGAGAGCGGGUCCCUUCCUGAAGCCCACCAGUUCGGGGAAGGGGUAUCCUCCCCCAAAACACAUCUAGGUGAGGCAUUGGCACCCCUAUCCAAGGCGUACCAAAGCCUGGGCGCCCCUUUCCCCAAGGCGCGCCGUCCGGAGAGCUCACUCCUGGGCGGCUCUGAGGCUGGGGAGCGCCUUCUACAGCAAGGGCUGGCGCAGGUAGAAGCCGGGCGGCGACAGGCGGAGGCCACACGGCAGGCCGCGGCGCAGGAAGAGCGGCUGGCAGACCUCGCCUCGGACCUGCUGCUCCAAUAUUUGCUGCAGGGCGGGGCCCGGCAGCGCGGCCUUGGGGGUCGGGGGCUGCAGGAGAAGGAGGAGGAGCGAGAGAGCGUGAGGGAGGAUGCGGAGGCGGAGCAGGAGAGACGCGGCGGGGCGGAGAGGGUGGGGGAAGAGGAUGAGGAGGCGGCGGAGGCGGAGGCAGAGGCGGAGGAGGCGGAGAGGGCGCGGCAGAACGCGCUGCUGUUCGCAGAGGAGGAGGAGGACGGAGAAGCCGGAGCCGAGGACAAGCGCUCCCAGGAGGAGAUGCCCGGCCACCGUCGGAAGGAGGCUGAGGGGGCAGAGGAGGGCGGGGAGGAGGAGGACGACGACGAAGAGAUGGACCCUCAGACGAUCGACAGCCUUAUUGAGCUGUCCACCAAACUCCAUCUGCCAGCAGACGACGUGGUCAGCAUCAUCGAAGAGGUGGAGGAGAAGCGGAAGCGGAAGAAGAACGCCCCUCCCGAGCCCGUGCCGCACCCCCGGCUCCGAGAAGCUGUCGACCUCAAGGGCAUCAAUAUUUCAGGGAAAACAGAAGAGCUGGAGGCCAAAGGGUACCAGAUCCAUAGGAGUUGA